Strongylocentrotus purpuratus (purple sea urchin) is the source of this 3590-nucleotide messenger RNA. RefSeq lists its product as uncharacterized. The record is from RefSeq and is a predicted model, not a curated record. Gene Ontology annotation, cellular component: membrane. Gene Ontology annotation, molecular function: protein binding. The coding region runs from base 105 to 2684 and encodes 859 amino acids. The transcript has 44 exons. Lineage: Eukaryota; Metazoa; Echinodermata; Echinoidea; Camarodonta; Strongylocentrotidae.
AACUUAGUUGUACAUGAGCAUGGUGCGGCUAAAUUAUUAUAUAAGUGGAGGCGAGGAACGUGUGAUCAAGGCAUUGUGUCUUGUUAGCUGAAACUGACAACAACAUGUGGACUGCACAACCAGUCUUCUGGACCUCCGUCCUCGUGACUUUAGGUGUGGCUCUGUUCCAGAUCUCCGAUGCACAACUCGAAGUUCGACUAGUGAAUGGUGGAAACCAUUUAGAAGGUCGUGUAGAGGUUCUAAGUAACGGAGUAUGGGGAACUGUUUGUGACGACUCCUUCGAUGAUAACGACGCCCAGGUGUUCUGUCGUAUGUUGGGACUGCAAGGAGGAGUGGCCCACUCAUACGCAACCUUCGGCCAAGGAAGUGGUCAAAUUUUGCUUGAUGACUUGUAUUGUACAGGAUCUGAGGAUAACAUCGCAGACUGUAUAAGUAGGGGUCUUGGAAGUCAUAACUGCGGACACCAUGAAGAUGCUGGGGUUACAUGCGAAGAAGAAUACUCCAGUGACUAUUCGUAUGAAUAUUCAUCAUUCAACGACUACCCCAGUGAAUAUUGGUCUGAAUAUUCAUCUUUCAGCUACUAUCCCAGUGAAUAUUGGUCUGAUUAUUCAUCGUUCAGCGACUACCCCAGUGAAUAUUGGUCUGAUUAUUCAUCGUUCAGCGACUAUCCCAGUGAAUAUUGGUCUGAUUAUUCAUCGUUCAGCGACUACCCCAGUGAAUAUUGGUCUGAAUAUUCAUCUUUCAGCUACUACCCCAGUGAAUAUUGGUCUGAUUAUUCAUCGUUCAGCGACUACCCCAGUGAAUAUUGGUCUGAUUAUUCAUCGUUCAGCGACUACCCCAGUGAAUAUUGGUCUGAAUAUUCAUCGUUCAGCUACUACCCCAGUGAAUAUUGGUCUGAAUAUUCAUCGUUCAGCGACUACCCCAGUGAAUAUUGGUCUGAUUAUUCAUCGUUCAGCGACUACCCCAGUGAAUAUUGGUCUGAAUAUUCAUCGUUCAGCGACUACCCCAGUGAAUAUUGGUCUGAUUAUUCAUCGUUCAGCGACUACCCCAGUGAAUAUUGGUCUGAAUAUUCAUCGUUCAGCGACUACCCCAGUGAAUAUUGGUCUGAUUAUUCAUCGUUCAGCGACUACCCCAGUGAAUAUUGGUCUGAAUAUUCAUCGUUCAGCGACUACCCCAGUGAAUAUUGGUCUGAUUAUUCAUCGUUCAGCGACUACCCCAGUGAAUAUUGGUCUGAAUAUUCAUCGUUCAGCGACUACCCCAGUGAAUAUUGGUCUGAUUAUUCAUCGUUCAGCGACUACCCCAGUGAAUAUUGGUCUGAAUAUUCAUCGUUCAGCGACUAUCCCAGUGAAUAUUGGUCUGAUUAUUCAUCGUUCAGCUACUACCCCAGUGAAUAUUGGUCUGAAUAUUCAUCGUUCAGCGGUUGUUCGCCCGAUGACUUCCAAUGUUGGGACGGUUCGUGUAUACCCGGUUACUGGCAUUGCGAUAAUAUUCCAGACUGUUCAAAUCAGGAGGAUGAAGCUAAUUGCGAUGACUACAAUUCGUAUGAUUCUGACUUCUUUUCGUACUCUGACUACCCGCCGUACUCUGACUUCUUUUCGUACUCUGACUACCCGUCGUACUCUGACUACCCGUCGUACUCUGGUUGUUCACCCGAUGACUUCCAAUGUUGGGACGGUUCGUGUAUACCCGGUUACUGGUAUUGCGAUCAGAUUCCAGACUGUUCAAAUCAUGAGGAUGAGGCUUAUUGCGAUAGUUGGAACUCUGAGUCAUCAUACAUGGGCUGGACACCGGAGCCGUACCCCUGGUCAUCUACUGAUGGUUGUUCACCCGAUGACUUCCAAUGUUGGGACGGUUCGUGUAUACCCGGUUACUGGUAUUGCGAUCAGAUUCCAGACUGUUCAAAUCAGGAGGAUGAGGCUUAUUGCGAUAGUUGGAACUCUGAGUCAUCAUACAUGGGCUGGACAUCGGAGCCGUACCCCUGGUCAUCUACUGAUGGUUGUUCACCCGGUGACUUCCAAUGUUGGGACGGUUCAUGUAUACCCGGUUACUGGUAUUGCGAUCAGAUUCCAGACUGUUCAAAUCAGGAGGAUGAGGCUUAUUGCGAUAGUUGGAACUCUGAGUCAUCAUACACGGGCUGGACACCGGAACCGUACCCCUGGUCAUCUACUGAUGGUUGCACGCCCGAUGAAUUCCAAUGUUGGGACGGUUUUUGUAUACCUGAUUAUUGGCGUUGUGAUGGGAUGCAAGAUUGCACAUUUAAUGAGGACGAAGACUUUUGUGAAGACUACGGAAGCUCAUCUGACUACUGGUCAGAAUGGCAACCUGAAUCCGCUGAAGGUACCUGCCAACAUAUUGAAUGCUCCUGUACCGGUAGCCAGUGUCGAUCUGUGGACUGUUAUUGUGAUGCUGCUUGUGAACGGUUUGAAGACUGCUGCAACGAUCGACAAUACUACUGUUCCAAUUCAGCCAUGAAUUCAGGUCUUUACUACAUCCAGGCUAUCCAAGAGAUGCCGGUUAACCUCCGACGUCGACGAGCAGCAGAAGCCAAGAAGCGCCGAGCUCGCCGAUCAGUAUCCGACAAGGUGAGCCCUGAAGCUCUUCGAAGACAUAAGGACCUAGCAAAGCGCCUUCGGGGACGCCGAGCUGCAGACAAGGCCAGACGAGUCCGAAAUGCUGAAGCCUAAUUAAAGAACCUGGCAGGAGACAUCCGCCUAAUAUCUAAAAGAUAUAGCUUAGUCUAGAUGGCCGUUCAAGCUAUUGAAUAAAAAAAAAUUAAAAAUGGUCUGAUACAAAACUUUAAUAAGGUCUCAUAUCAUAUAAUUAAAAAGCCUACGUUCGAUUUCCUGCUAAAAGUAUUUCCGAACCUUUCGUUUCUACAAGUCACAUGCAAAGAUUGAAUAUUGUGCAAUGUUCUUAAUCAUUUAAAUGAUGCCUGAGACACUUGUCAUUUAUUAUCGUGUAAUUGUCAUGUGAUCAUUGUUUGCCUAACAUCUAUUUUCAUGGUAGUUGAUUACCCGUUUAUCAGUCUCACUAAAUAUGCUUAGAAAUUAGGGAAACUUUUUUUUUUUUUUUUUUGUAAUCAUUUUUUUUACGAUAGGUACCAAAAAAUAACCCAAACGCUUUUAUUUCCUUGGCUCCAUUUCGUUAAAAAAGGGAUACAGUGAUAGGGAAUAUCACAACCUUACCUCCCCCGCAAGCUUUUUUUUUUAUUAUUACGUGAUGAGGAAAUUCAACAAAUAUCAAUAAUAGUAUUUUGUUUACAUUUCUUUAGUUGAUUUGUGUGUGCUAGGGAAAGGAAGUGUGUGGAUUUGGAUAAUAAUAUCCUUCAUCAUAGUUUCAUACAAGAAAUAAAAUGUUGAAACCAUGAAUUUUAUUUAUUCUUAUGCCUUUAUUGAAAUAUACUAUUACAUAAUUAGUAAAUGAAUAUACAAUAUAUAUAUAUAUAUAUAUAUCUCUCACAAUGCUAUGAGAAGGUUUAAUUUCAUGUUAUAAAUAUUUUUCAAGAACAGAUUGAUAUUGAUGCGCUGCUGUGCGGGCAUUGAUAGGCGUCUGAAUCUUGUCAUUGAUUAAAUGAACGGUCAAAAUACAAA